Messenger RNA from Phytophthora sojae, 1317 nucleotides. RefSeq lists its product as hypothetical. The record is from RefSeq and is a predicted model, not a curated record. The coding region runs from base 1 to 1317 and encodes 438 amino acids. Lineage: Eukaryota; Oomycota; Peronosporomycetes; Peronosporales; Peronosporaceae. The transcript has 5 exons.
AUGUGGGUCCUGUACCUGUGCAUCCCGCACAUCCCCGUGCAUCUGCUGGACUGGCCGCUGGUCAUCACGUUGGGACUCGCCGUGCUCUCGCAGCUGCCGCGCCACGAUAGCCACGUCGUCCACGCGGCGGUGACAGCGGCGCUCGUGGUCUACGCCAUCGUGCGCGUGAGUCUUACGAGUCUGGAGAGCGGCAGCACCGAGAAGUCCAUCGUGGACGCUCUGGCCGUGCUCUGCUGCCUGUUCCCCGUGUGGCUGUCGGUUUGCAACCUGCACCUGUGGCUGCCGUCGGACCUGAGCGUGCUGGAGAAGGUGGAACGCAAGAUCUACGAGCAGUACCUGGUGACGGAGUUCAAGCAGACGAAGGUCGCGGGGCUCGGUACCAUUCUUGUGCCGUAUUGUGGCGACGGCAAGCAGCUACCGCCGCGUAACCUGGUGCUGGUGCACGGAUACAUGGCUGGAAAUGCCUUCUGGGCUGCGGCAAGUGAUAAUCUGCAAACUCUGGCGAAAUCCUUCAACGUGUACGCAGUUGAGUGGAAAGGCAUCGGGCGCUCGGACCGCCCGAAGUGGCAUCCGAAGACGGACGAGGAGAUGGACGACUUUUUCGUUGAGUCGCUUGAAGAUUGGAGACGGGAGGUUAAUCUCGACCGCUUCAUUCUCUGUGGCCACUCGAUGGGGGCCAUGUACAGUACCUACUUUGCGGAGAAGUACCCGCAGCGCAUUGAACACCUUAUUCUGAUAUCCCCGGCUGGGGUCAACAGCAGCGGCCUGAGGAAGGAAGAUCUACCGUCAUUUUUGAAAUUCACGUCGCUGUUUUACAUCACACCGAUGGUACGCAGCACCCUCGAUGUUGUUGCUAUCCGGUUCGCUGGUCCUCUAGGACCGGGCCUCGUACGAUGGUCUUGGCGGCAGCGCAUCAAAUGGACGCCGGCUACGAACAUCGUUCGAUCUGGAGAAGUGGACUUUGGUCUCAUCACCGACUACUGCUACCACAACUGGGGCCUUCAGGCGUCUGGCGACAUUGCGUUCUACACACAUUUGCACCCCGGUGCAAGUGCGAGACGUCGGGCGCUGGACGGAAUCCUUACGCCGGAAAAGCUGCGGGUUCCUCUUACCAUAAUGUACGGUGGUGGCAUGGAUUGGAUGAACUCGGAAUACGGUGAAGCUGUUGUUCGCCGUCUGGAGAAGACCCAGUACGCCGUUUUCCGCCUCGUACCGAUCUCGGGCCACCAGGUGUUCAUGGACAACCCGGGCGAUUUUAACCAAAUGCUGAUCCAGGCCGUGCGUGACCAAGAGCAUGCGGCAGCUUCAUUUAACUGA